Myotis myotis is the source of this 173-nucleotide messenger RNA. RefSeq names its product thymosin beta-4-like. Gene Ontology annotation, molecular function: actin monomer binding. Gene Ontology annotation, cellular component: cytoplasm. The transcript has a single exon. The record is from RefSeq and is a predicted model, not a curated record. Gene Ontology annotation, biological process: actin filament organization; regulation of cell migration. NCBI's taxonomy places the organism in Eukaryota, Metazoa, Chordata, Mammalia, Chiroptera, Vespertilionidae. The coding region runs from base 1 to 135 and encodes 44 amino acids.
AUGUCUGACAAACCCCGUAUGGCUGAGACUGAGAAAUCCGAUAAGUCGAAAUUGAAGAAGACAGAAACGCAAGAGAAAAAUCCACUGCCUUCAAAAGAAACGAUUGAACAGGAGCAGCAAGCAGGCGAAUCGUAAUGAGGCACGCGCCGCCAAUAUGCACCGUACAUUCCACA